GGUUCGGAAAAUAAAAAAAAACACUUUUAGGGUUUUCCUCCGAUCUCGCUGCUGCAUCUUCGGUCUGAGCUUUGGUUCACGCUUCGCUUCGGGUUUUGAUUUCGCGUCAAAUUAGGUUUCCCUUUUCAGAUUUGUUUGUUUGAAUAAUAAGACUUGGUAAAUUGCAUAGCCUUGUUUGAAUAUGAAACCUACCACUAACUGCCACACAGAAGUUAUUACCAUGGAUAAUGAAUUGGAAUUGGCGAGGCAGAAGCUUGGUCUUGUUUCGCUAGGAGAAUCCUCAACCUAUCGGUUAUACUCCAAGGGUUUGGUGAGUGAAGAGGUUAUUAAGGAUGAUACGAAGCUGGUCGGUGGUUCAGGCCUGUUUCUCUGUGACUCGAACGAUAACUCGAAGAAAUCGGAGACCAACAAAGCUCUGAGAAACCACCAAGUCCUGACAGCGCACCCUGAAGCUGUGGGAUUGGCUGCCAUAAUUCAAGGGCUGAGUUGGGCGUUGAAACUGGGUGUGAAAAGUAUCCAAUUCUUCUGUGACGACGAUUCCAUCAUCUUGGAUUACGUAACAGGUAAAGCUGCACCACCGAAAGAGUCCAUUGUAGUAGCAAAACUUUUGAAGCAACUGGCUCUUCUUCAGACAAGCUUCACGUCUUGCCAGGCACUCCCUCUGCGCAGCAGAGACAUCAGUUCUGUCAUUAAGCUCGCAAGAGAUGCUAUUGCUUCCCAAACCAGAUGGAUUGAAGAAGGUGACGACACCAACACUGAGUAUGAGAAUUGUCCAGCCUGCUACGCACACGUUUCACCUCGUCACAAAUUUGAGGUGAGGAGCGGUUGCUUCCACCGCAUCUGCUUUACGUGCAUAAGGGACUGUGUCUCAUCCCAACUAGCACGAGGGGACACCCUACUCUGCCCUUACCCCGGUUGCGAGAAAGAACUUGUGCUAGAGGAUUGUCGAGGUAUUGUUGAUGAUGAUGCUCUUAAUCUUAUCAUCCACCGCAAGAAGGAGAAGGCCAUCCCCGUUUUAGACAGAGUCUACUGUCCCAAGCCGUCUUGUAACUUUUUGAUGUCCGACCGCGACCUCAUUGAUCCUCGGCAAAAGAAGUCUGUAGAACGCACGUGCGUCGAGUGCGGCUUGUGUUUCUGCAAAAAAUGCCAUGUUCCAUGGCACUACAAGAAGACGUGCGAUGAGUUCAAGAAGUCCCCGUCUUACCUGACAUCUGACGCCGCGCUUUUCGAGUCUUUAGUCAAGACACAGGGAUGGAUCAAGUGUCCCCAGUGUGCCACCGUCGUUCAAAAAAAUGGCGGCUGCCAACGCAUUAGCUGCAGACAUUGCAACCACAAGUUCUGUUACGCAUGUGGGGCUGCGUGUACAAGGAAGAAAAUGUCAUGCAACUGCAGCCCAGAAGACGGGCCUAGUAAGAUGUCGUCGCCUUCUGGUGAAUCCCACAAGACUAGGCUUCUAAGGGCUUGAUAUGCCAUCUUCUCUUCAAAUAAAAAGUCACCAUUCCAAAUAGUUUCCUAUUAACGAUAUGCUCUGAGCUUUUGUAUUCCCGAACAAGUUUGUGAUAUGCAUAUUUGACACUUGCUUUCUCUCUUCAAAUGAAAUCUAAUACGAAUUUUGUGAUGCA
Brassica oleracea var. oleracea is the source of this 1622-nucleotide messenger RNA. RefSeq names its product E3 ubiquitin-protein ligase parkin-like. The record is from RefSeq and is a predicted model, not a curated record. The coding region runs from base 182 to 1465 and encodes 427 amino acids. The transcript has 3 exons. Gene Ontology annotation, cellular component: cytoplasm; ubiquitin ligase complex. Gene Ontology annotation, molecular function: nucleic acid binding; zinc ion binding; ubiquitin conjugating enzyme binding. Lineage: Eukaryota; Viridiplantae; Streptophyta; Magnoliopsida; Brassicales; Brassicaceae. Gene Ontology annotation, biological process: positive regulation of proteasomal ubiquitin-dependent protein catabolic process; ubiquitin-dependent protein catabolic process; protein polyubiquitination.